Messenger RNA from Jaculus jaculus (lesser Egyptian jerboa), 1942 nucleotides. It is a transcript of the gene Isoc1, whose product is annotated as isochorismatase domain containing 1. NCBI's taxonomy places the organism in Eukaryota, Metazoa, Chordata, Mammalia, Rodentia, Dipodidae. The record is from RefSeq and is a predicted model, not a curated record. The transcript is spliced from 5 exons. The coding region runs from base 1 to 900 and encodes 299 amino acids. Gene Ontology annotation, cellular component: cytoplasm.
AUGGCGGCGGCGGAGCCGGCUGUCCCGGCGCUGGCUGGCGGCGGAGGCUCGGGCGGCGGGGCGCCGUCGGGCAGCAGCGUCCCGGUGCUCUUCUGCUUCUCCGUGUUCGCCCGACCUUCGUCGGUGCCGCACGGCGCGGGCUACGAGCUGCUCAUCCAGAAGUUCCUCAGCCUGUACGGCGACCAGAUCGACAUGCACCGCAAAUUCGUGGUGCAGCUCUUCGCCGAGGAGUGGGGCCAGUACGUGGACCUGCCCAAGGGCUUCGCGGUGGGCGAGCGCUGCAAGGUGCGCCUGGUGCCGCUGCAGAUCCAGCUUACUACCCUGGGAAAUCUUACACCUCCAAGCACUGUUUUUUUCUGCUGUGAUAUGCAGGAAAGGUUCAGACCAGCUAUCAAGUAUUUCGGGGAUAUUAUUAGUGUGGGACAAAGACUGUUGCAAGGAGCUCGGAUAUUAGGAAUUCCAGUUAUUGUAACAGAACAGUACCCCAAAGGUCUUGGAAGCACUGUUCAAGAAAUUGACUUAACAGGUGUAAAACUGGUUCUUCCAAAGACCAAGUUCUCAAUGGUGUUACCAGAAGUAGAAGCAGCGUUAGCAGAGCUUCCUGGAGUCAGGAGUGUUGUACUGUUUGGAGUAGAAACUCACGUGUGUAUCCAACAAACUGCUUUGGAGCUUGUGGGCCGAGGCAUUGAGGUUCAUAUUGUUGCUGAUGCCACCUCCUCAAGAAGCAUGAUGGACAGGAUGUUUGCACUAGAGCGUCUUGCUCGGACUGGGAUCAUAGUGACCACGAGCGAGGCUGUUCUGCUGCAGCUGGUGGCUGAUAAAGACCAUCCCAAGUUCAAGGAAAUCCAGAAUCUAAUUAAGGCGAGUGCUCCAGAGUCCGGUCUGCUUUCUAAGGUGUAGACUCUUUGAAGCACUGGUAUCCGUCCCGCUCACUGCUGGUGGGUGAUAGGACUCGAAGCCCAGACAAGCUCUUGUCUCCACCAAAACUAUGUUUAGUCCAAAGCCGCUCCUUCUUUGCAGCUCUUAGUAGCACGUAACUGGCUUGACCACUUGGGUACCAGAGUUUAGUCACAAUGUCAAGGCUUCAGGUGCUGCUUACGUUCUUUUUUCUUAAUGGGCUUUUAUUUAUUAAAACAAAAUUACAAUGGAGGUGCCUGUUUUGUCUAUACUGGAUACAAUGACCAUGCCUUCCAAAAGUGCACCCUCUGGUGAAGUUUUCCUAAGUUGUGCACUUUAAAGGAAAAAAAUAUAUAUGUUCCAAUAGUGAUUUGACUUUUAUAUAUUAUUGUGAGAUGUCUCUUGUAAUGUUGGUGUCGACCCAGUUCUCUCUUUCCACUGACCAAUUGAAAUCGAACUCCCUAUGUGAAUUUACAACAGGAAUCUGGGUCUCCUGCCCAGUACUCUUAUAAUGUUGUGGAGUAGUUCAUUAAGCUAGUUGUCUUGACUUAAAAAGACAAAUAAUGUUAAGUGAUUAUAUACCUUGUACUCAUGUUCUUGCUCAAGUCCUCUAUGUUUGAUUUUCUUACUCGGGUCAACAUUCUGUGUUAAUGCUCUGUUCCACUGAAUGUUUAAAUUAUCAUUGAUCAUAUUAAUUUUGUAAACAUGGAUUGAGUUGCAGUGCUGUGUAAAUGAUAGAGGUAUUUGUUAACAUAAUCAGCAUAGGUCCUUAUAUGAAUGCCUUUACCACCAUUGUGAGGGUUUCACUGGUUUGUACAGGGUUUAUUGGAAAAAUAAAGACUGGGUGAAAAAUGGAGCUUUGAAUCCCCCCCCCCAACUUUCCCUUUAAACCAUCAGUAAUGAUUUGGUAGUGCUAAUUCUGUGGUCCUUGUUACCCUUCAAUAAACUUGUUUUCAUGAAAUAUGUGUUUAGAGUGUUGAAAAAUGUUAAUAUGAUGUAAAAUGUGGAACAUUUCUAUCUUUUAUAUUAAAUUAAAGAAAACGGA